ACCGUGCACACACCAAAUAAUUUCCGAAUCCAUUCCAAUUACAUAAUUUCGUCGAUCAUCACAGAGAACAGUCGAUUCCACCGAUCACAGCGGCGUAAAUCCCCCGCCCCCAGUGGAUUAAACCAAGUGUCGCGCCAGUUCCAUAAUUAAUCCGAUCGAUUAAUUGCGCGCAACCUCAACCAUUUUUCUCCGCCGAGAGAAAAAUCGCGCAGUCAGCGGUUUUUUUUUUCAUUUCGUCUCAAGUUCUGUGAAAACCAUCAAAAUUACUCCGAAACGGUGUAAGAUGCUGGCCGCUUCGAUCCGCCGGGAGGUGCACUUGGGUAAUAUGCUGUCCGCAAGGAUGCAGUCGCGUGUGCCUCGGUGUCUAUUCGGCCCGCCAAAUCCCAAAGACACGGUGGAAUUGCUUCAAGAGGCUUUGGACAUGGAGAGAAGUAAAUUUAUCAGCCGAUGGGGAGUCGACCCACGUGACGAGGAUAAGGAGAAUUUUCAGAUUGUAAAGUGCGAGGGAAGAUCGCCGAGGAAAAGUAGGAGUGCGCCUUACAACAGGCAAACAAGCAUUCACGACUACUGGAGAGCAAGGAAAAUGUGCGAUGUCAACCCGAAGAAGUCUUUAGUGUCAGCAUCGGACAUGUCGAAAAAACCGCAAGACCUUCAGAAGCCUCAGAAUUGAGACAUGCAAUAGGAGAGAUACAUUAUUGAUCAAGACGAAAGUCAUGGAUGCUAUUAGGUUCUCUUGAAUCUAACUCAUCGCAGUGAUUAACGAUUUUCGGCUAUUUAUUACGGAUGAAGCGAACUGUAUAUUUAUUUUCCUCCCAUUCAACGAAUCAUUGUAUCAAGCUAGAUGUAUUAAUUUUAGACGCUAUGUAUGCUUGUCUUUAGCUUUUUUGUACAUAACUUUUUUCGAAUGAUUAGUGGAGGUUUGGGUGGACUAUCGUGAGACUUUUAUCAUCGAACUGAUCAAAUGGAGUGUUUCGAUCUUCACGAGAUGUGGAAGCCUCUUGUUCGGAUCGGAAUGAGUAUUAAGUGAUUAGAUUAGAUGUACUAUUGUUCGAUUACUGAUUGAUUUAUUUGUUAUACGAUAAUGGGGUGGGAUCCCUUCAUGAUUUCGUCUCACGAAAGGUUCAUCGGAAGCCUGAAACGGUUGAUUCUUCAUUGAAGUCAACGAUGCAGCGCCUCCAAAGACUAAUUAACUGAUUGAUCAAUAUCAAUAAUGAAUUAUGAAGGUCCACAUAAACCUUGUUCCUUUUUAUUGGGUUAAUGUGAGUACUAUGUAUAGCUGACUCUAGGAUUAUAUCAAUUCUAGUCAAUUGUGUUUAAGGCUUAAUCGAUAUAAUAAAAUACUGAGGAGAUUUCUUUGAA
Diachasma alloeum is the source of this 1359-nucleotide messenger RNA. RefSeq lists its product as uncharacterized. The transcript is spliced from 2 exons. The coding region runs from base 284 to 670 and encodes 128 amino acids. NCBI's taxonomy places the organism in Eukaryota, Metazoa, Arthropoda, Insecta, Hymenoptera, Braconidae. The record is from RefSeq and is a predicted model, not a curated record.